Molecule: messenger RNA, 1039 nt
Organism: Labeo rohita (rohu)
Lineage: Eukaryota; Metazoa; Chordata; Actinopteri; Cypriniformes; Cyprinidae
Gene: gmnn
Product: geminin DNA replication inhibitor
Exons: 7
Coding region: 90-809 (239 amino acids)
Biological process (GO): negative regulation of cell cycle; negative regulation of DNA replication
Cellular component (GO): nucleus
Source: RefSeq, a predicted model, not a curated record
GCCAGUGGCGCGCUCUUCACACACAAGCUGUUGUGCUCUAGUGAGUUGUUGAGAGGCGUGUGUGGUUAUCGUGCAAUUUUCGUGAAAACAUGAGUGCCAUCAGAAGACCCAAACAUGCGGAGAAUCCCUCUGAAAACAUCAAGAAAUUCUUUGUAGCACCAACAUCUGGAGCAGAAUCAGGGAGGAGGACGCUGCAGGUCCUUCAGCCGUCUGCUGUCAAUAAGAACCUUGGUCGUAUCAUUGAGAAUGGCAAAGCGGUUCCUAAAAGGAAGAUGUGGAGCACCGAACAGGUGAAGGGCUCGAAGAGGGUCAAAGCAGAGGUGGCUAUAAAAUCCACAAGUCCAGAAAAUGAAAACCAGCCUGAGGGAGUCACGCAAGAGGCCUAUGAGCUCAUGAUCAAAGAAACCCCUGGGUCCUCCUACUGGAAGGAGGUGGCAGAAGAGAGGCGCAAAGCCCUGUUUACUGUUCUCCAAGAGAAUGAAAAGUUGCACAAAGACAUUGAAGCCAAAGAUGAACAGAUUGCUCAGCUGAAGAGCGAAAAUGAAGAGCUACAGGAGCUGGCACAGCACGUACAACACAUGGCUGACAUGAUUGAGAGAUUAACUGGUAAAAGUCCAGACAGUCUAGAGGAGCUGCGUGAGAUAGCCUUUGACGCUGAGGAUGAGGAAGAAGAGGAAGAUGAAAAUCAGGAGGAACAACAUGGAGAUGAAAGUGAAGAUGAGAGCCAGGACAAUCUUGAACUUGGCACAGAACGGUCACAUGACCUUGAUGUGCCAUGUAAGGAUGACUCCACAACGGAUGAAAGCUGAAAUGAUGUCUUAUGAAAAAUACUGAACUGAAAAGAACCAUUAUGGACCAGUUGUUUGGUUUUAUUUGAAUGUUUAACUUUGCCUUCGAUGCACCUUUUUAUUUUAAUACUUUUACCCUUGCUGUAAAUGAGCUUUUAUUUUCAGUACCUGUAGUUAAUGUGCAUGUUCACUGCCAGUGUACAUAUGUAAAAUUGAAUGCAUACAACGGAAAUAAACUCAUAUUUUGUACA